AUGAAUGAAUUCCUGUCUGGCGCUUCCAAGUCCUCCCGCCUUCUCGACCUCCCCGCCGAACUCCGCCUCCGCAUCUACGAGCACGCAUUGACCGCACCUGACAAGGCCAUCCGGAUAUACUACUCGUACCAGAAAGACCGCGUCAAGCCAGGCCUUGUCUUGCCACUGCUGCGCACCUGCCAGCAGGUCCACGCCGAAGCUCUAGAGGUUCUGUACGAGAACACCGUCUUUGUCCAUGCCAAUGCCAACCGUAUCGGUUAUCCCAUCAUCGGCUCCAGCCAACUACCGCCUCCAGCACUAGCCAACCUCCGUCACCUCUUCAUCGUGCUCGACGUCAGCGACCCGCCUCAGCUCGCCGACGACGAUUACAUCGACUUCCGCCCCUUCCAAGCCAUGGUCCGCCUGCGCCGCUUGCGCAUCGCCGCGGUGGAUGAGCCUGAGGAGCUUGAAAGCCUCGAGGGUUGGACCGACCUCUUGUCUCAUAUCAUCGAACGCAUUCCAUCGACUUGCAAGCUGGAGUAUGGCACCAGCAAUGACGAUGAGAAGCACUUCACCGCCCGCUACUGCUAUUCCCUUGGCACCCUAACCACUUCUGAAGUUCCAGGGAAUCUACUGAUGCGGGCUGCUGCCUAUUCUCAGGCUCAGCAGGGCUGCAAGUCGGGAUCGGACGUCGACUGGCGGGAUUCCGCGGUGGUCUCUCCCAGCACCUUGGAUGAAGUGAGAACUUGGUGA
Lasiodiplodia theobromae is the source of this 732-nucleotide messenger RNA. RefSeq lists its product as uncharacterized. The record is from RefSeq and is a predicted model, not a curated record. NCBI's taxonomy places the organism in Eukaryota, Fungi, Ascomycota, Dothideomycetes, Botryosphaeriales, Botryosphaeriaceae. The coding region runs from base 1 to 732 and encodes 243 amino acids. The transcript has 2 exons. Gene Ontology annotation, molecular function: protein binding.